UCUAUUUCUGCAGUGAAUAAAAAACAAUUGGUUAUCUUGUGGGCAGCGAGGUGAAAUGUACUGCUGUAUGGAAAAGCGGGCAGUAUCUCAUGGUGACAGUGAAGAAAUGAAAUAAUGUAAGCUGACAGUAAUUUAUAAAGCAAUCAAUAUGUGCCUUCAGGAGAAAGUAGCGCAACCGCCUCCGGUACAUCAUUUAAUCCAUUUGGUGGUAGAAGUCUAUUGUUUUGGAGUUGCUGAAGUCAAUAGACAAAAUAAUGUCAUAAAUAAAAUUUGAUCGACAAGAGAAAGGCUAAUCAGCAUUGUGUUAUAGAGCUAAAUGAAAUGUUCAUGCAAACCAUGACAAAAAAGUGCUGUUGUAUGCGGGCUUGAUACGUAUUCUCACACCUUGGUAAAAAUAGGGCAGUGCCGCACAAUGAUAUCAUUCUCGGUUUCAUAAAUUCACAAUGUUCCUUUAAUCUCGGUCAGUCCCCAGAGUCGGAAUUUAUUUAUGGACUGUAUGUUUAUUUAUAGACUCCUGUCCAGCGUCACCCAAUAAGCAGGCGUAGAAGAGUAUUUGGAUGACAUAAGAACAGUGUUAUUUUAGUAUUAUUGAUAUACUAUUAUAGUUUUUAUUUUUUUAAUUAAUUAAUUUUAUUUUUAUUUUCUGUUAAAGUUUUAGUGAUUUUGUAGUGUUUUUGUUUUUUAAUUUCUAGAUUUUUUUUUUUUACAUUAUUUAUUUAUUAGUUUUAGUUUAUUUAAUUUUAGUUUGUUUUUUUUUUUUCCUCAAAUUAAACUAGUUAAAACAUAGAAAUGUUGCCUUGGCAGCUAAAAUAUAAUAUGUUUAAGUUUUUUUUUAGUUAACGAUAAUAAUCCUGCAUAAGAAAACUAUAUUUUAGCUUUCACUUUCAUUAAAACUUUAUUAGAACAGCCAUUUUCCCCAAAAAAAAUUAUUUGAAAAAAAAAAAAAAAAUAUUUAAAUUAAAAAAAAAAAAAAAACGGGAAAAAACUAUGGUUUCUGUCUUUAAGAACGGUGAGUUUAAUAUAUAUAUAUAUAAUUUUUUUUUUUUUUUUUUUUUUUUUUUUUUCCCAGUAUGCUUUAUUAAUACUUGCAUAAUGGGCACAUGAAAACAUGCCGCAUAGUAUAGCGAAGCAAAGUCCCAUAUAAUGUUUGUUAGUGACAUUAAGGAAAGUUAUUAUACCCAAAUAAGGCAUAUGAUGACCUCACUAAUCAGUAGAGAUCCUAUCUAUGAAUGACAGUUGGACCGAAAUGAAUUAUAACGUUUGUUAUACAGCAUGCCAAACUUGAGCUUCGUCAGACUUUGAUGGGUUAUUACAGAAGCUGUUGCUUGGCAAUAUCAGCAGCAGCAUCGGUGUCCCUAGAGAGCGCGCGAGAAUAGAAGCACAGGAUGCGCACGCCCAACACACACGAGCGCCGCGCGACCGUUCACAUCUCACCAAACACCACUGCCAAUCGCUUUAAAGUUACACUCCGACCGCAGAUAGGCAUUUUAUCGCAGGCUGCGUUUUAUUUACGUGCCAUGGUUCAGUUACUAACUCGGUACUGAAAUUGAAACCGUUGAAUUCAGCCAGCCCAAACGAAGUGGAGCGCCUACAGCGGCACAUUUGAGACAUAUGAAGAUUGUUGAGGUCCCACCGUUGGGGCCGUGCGUCACAGGCCGUGAUGUGGGUAGAGUGUAGGGUGCUGGAGGCCGGCUGUGGAGGCAGAAGGAGGUCCCUACGCUCGACAGUCAUGAGACUUCCCUGGUCCUUCUGGUUCCUGCUGCUGUUAGGCGCUGGAGGUCUUCUUCUGCUACACCUACAGGACCUCACAGAGACACUCCAGCAACAAAACCAAGGUACAAAGGUCAUAUUCACCCAAGUGCAGGCCAUAAGAAAGGAACAGUGUCCUUAUUGUCUUGACAAUGACAGACAGUCUGAUCCAACAGAAGACAACUUUCCUAGACCUGUGCAACCAGUGCAACUUCCAGUCUUCCCAUGGGUCCAGCGUUCUUCUCUAAUCAACCCCAGAGACAUCGCUGCUUCCCAUGUCACAAAGAGCCACCGUAAACUCCUCCUUAAGAACAACCCACUUGUCCAGCAGCUCAACGCUGACCCUCCUGGCCAGAUCAGGAACAGUCUAGAGCGACUGACUCAGGUACAGAGCUCCCGUCUGAAGCUUAUGAGGGAGGUCUGUGCCAAAUACACAAGCGGAACCACUAAACAGACUAUAACCCGCAUGCACGUGUCCCGGAUCUUUGUGGAGGACAGGCACAAACUCCUCUACUGUGAGGUGCCCAAGGCGGGCUGCUCCAACUGGAAGAGGGUGCUCAUGGUGCUUCAAGGUCUUGCUUCUUCCACAGGAGAGAUCCAACAUGACGAGGUGCAUUAUGGGAAUCACCUCAAGCGUCUAGACUCGUUCAAUCAAAAGGGCAUCAUCCGGCGUCUGAAGACCUACACCAAAGUCCUGUUCCUGAGGGAACCUUUCGAAAGGCUAGUGUCUGCUUUUCGGGACAAGUUCGAGAGUCCAAACUCGUACUACCACCCAGUGUUUGGGAAGCCCAUCAUCUCAAAAUACCGCAGCAAUGCGACGCAGUAUGCCUUACGCACGGGAGAGGGCGUGACCUUCAAGGAGUUUAUCCAGUAUUUGUUAGACGUGCAUCGGCCAGUUGGAAUGGACAUCCACUGGGAGCCCGUUGGACAUCUCUGCAGCCCCUGUCUGCUGGACUAUGAUUUCAUUGGGAAAUUUGAGACUCUGGAGGAAGAAGCCAAUUUCCUUUUGAGAAAUAUCGGUGCUCCUAGCAAUUUAACAUUCCCUAGUUUUAAAGACAGGAACCCUAAUGCAGAAAGGACAUCUUCGGAAAUCACAAAGAGAUAUUUUGAACAGUUAAAUGUGACUGAGAGACAAAGGGCAUAUGAUUUUUACUACAUGGAUUAUUUGAUGUUCAACUACUCCAAACCUUUUAAAGAUUUAUACUGAGGCCUUUUACAGUUAUCUGAUGAACUUGCUGUUGGCCUGAUGUUCAUAUUUUGUCUUAGUGAGGUUAUUUUAUUACUUUAAAAUGUUGUUUAUUUGUUAACAAAUUUUAAUGUUAAAUAUUAAUCACACUCUAUAUUUAUAUCUGCAGGCUGGUCCUUGCAUUUAUCUUGUUAUUUACCAAACAUAUUUAAUUCUAUUCAGUGAGAAACCCCUUAAAGGGAUAGUUCACCCAAAAAUGAAACCUUGUGAACAAAAAAGAAAAUAUUGUAAACAAUGUUUCAGCUGUUUGGUCUUUCAUUGUUUGGACAAAAAAAAAUCUAGAAUAUCUUCUUUCGUUUUCCACAGAAAAAGGUAAGCCAUAUAGGUUUGGAAUGAAUGGUGAAGGUGAGUAAUGAAGGUGAAGGUUACUCACAUAAAGAAAUGAGUACAAUUUUCAUUUUUGGGUGAACUAUCCCUUUAACACAUGUUGUGUGUGAUUUGGCUUAGUGUGUCAUGUUUUCUCAUACUGCCUAGAAUAUAAUAGAAUAGACUGUACUAAGAGUGUCAUGAUGUUAUCAAUUAAAGUGUUGCAGGCAAGUGGUUUUAGCACUAGUCCAGCUUUUCUUUGAGUAUCACUUUACUUAAUAUAACAUGCCGAAACAUUUUCAACAAUGUUAUGUGACAUUUGCAGAUUGUUGCAGGAUUUGGUCUGGUACGUCUGGUAAUGAUAAAAUCGAAAUUUUUGUGAAUGUAUAAGAACAGUUUGUCUACAGUAUGUCAUGUAUCGGAGCAUGACCUGCUACACCUUUGCCUUACUUUCACAUUUCUCAUAUUAUGACAUUUUCUGUAUAUCAAUAAAUGUUAGCACCAUCUUGUAAUGUUAGUUAGAUGACAUCUCUGCAUUAUUGCCUUUUUUAUUGUUAUAAUGAUGUCAUAUAAAAUACCAGUCAUUUCUAGUCUCUUAGGCCCUGUUUCCACGAGGUAUUAAGAUGCGUUUUGGUCGACUGGAUCACAAGUGGACAAGAGACACGUACCCGUUUACACCUGGUGUUUUAAUCCGUCUCUUUUUUCCACUUUCGACCACUUCUGUCCUGAUGUUUUUGUGGGGCAGGUCUAUGGGCAGGUAAAUGUAUGGGCUUUUUCAGAUCUUUCGAUCUUACACCGUGUCCUAACCAGACGCGAUGCGAUAAGAUUCCAGUGACGAGCAAUUUGACUGUCCACACUAGACGCGACAAUGAGAAGCGAUAAAAUCAAUCAAAAAACUCAGCCAAUCAGGAGAGAGUGUGGGCGGGCUCUCUCAGCAAAAGCACAGCAGACGCAAUUAAUGGGCAAGUACAUAGUAAAAUUCAUAAAUAUUACACCAUUUAAACAUUAUUUAAAGUACACUACAUACGGAGUGACUGAACCAAUCUGUGUCAUAGAAUACACUUGUUUGUUCGCAUUGAGCACAUGAACGUUCUUGUGCCCAUUUAUUUAUUUUCAAGAUCUGAGGUGAAUUAGCCAGUGUUGUUUUCAUUACAGAUAAAAAGCUGGGAACACAGAAUGAUAUUCAAACUCAGAUUAGACGAUUUUAACAUUAACUAAAGCACAUAAACAGUACCUGAUAUUAUCAUUGCCAUACUUUGUGUUGCUGUUCCAGCCGCGACGUCGCGGAGAAAUAGAAACCGUUUCCAAAAUAGAAAUUUCGUGUGCCGCCAUCGCAGGCUGGUUAGGACAAAAACUCUGAUUAACAUGAAAAAGAUACCUUUUAUCGCAUGUCGUGGCGUUGCGUCAUGUCUGGUUAGGACACGGUGUUAAAGGCAAAAUAACCGCGUGCAGUUUGCAUAUGAAUGCAACUAGAGAUGUCGGGAAAACACACAGAGAUCAUCAGCUUUCAUUUCUGCUCUGACGGCCGCGAGGCCGUGCUAAGUGCAUGUUAGAAAAUAUAAAUGUUUAGAGAACAUUGUGCUUAGUACAUUUUUCAUCUUACAACCUACACUAAUGUCUUCAGUCUGCAAAGUUUAAAUCCCGUCUGUUUUGCGCGCUUUCCAUAAUGUUUAUUGUGUCAGUUGGCAAACAGUAGGCGAUCUUUAGAGGCUGUUCGAACACUUUUGACCACAUGAGCGUCUACACCUAGAACGCAAUCCGGUCGAAUGCGUUUUCGACUACCUCUGGACGUGGUCGAAAGUGGACAAGCUCAAAAUGUUUAGCGUUGUCCACUUGUGAUUCGAUUCAACCAAAAUGCAUCUUAAUACCAGGUGUAAACAGGGCCCUAGUGUGCAGGAAUGUGCUCUGCAGAAUCUAAACGCUCAUCAUUCAAGUUUCUCACAUCCUUUGCAACUUGUUUAAAAGGUUAGUUCCAUAUAUAUGUCAGGGGCAUUUCCUCCGAGGUGGCAAGGGAGGCAGUGUCUUCUCAAAAAAACUGGAUGAGAAAAUAAUCCUUAUUACAAAAAUAAAACAAUGCAAAUAUUACAAAAUCUGACAUAAAAGUGUAAAGGUCAGUCGUUUUUAUAAAGUAACACUGUCCAACAGCGACACCCGCAGGUAAAGUUACAGCGGGAGGCUUGCCUCCUCUCAGCUCAUUGGCUUUAAACAGACCCCCUAAAGCGUGCGGUGAGUUUGAUGGGGGUAAUUAUUGAGAAUGAAAAAAUCAAACUCGAAAUGGCCUGAAAACAUGAUGACUGUUGGGGUUUUUAGUGAGGAAUCAGCUUGGGGAAAUGAAAAGUACAUCUUCGUCUGUAUCUGUGACCAGUGUGUGUACAAGCUUGAUGACUGUUGAAAAUAGGUUGACUAUUAAAAAGAAAAGCUGAACAUUAGUUCACAAAUAAUAUAUAUUGUUUAAGUUGUUACUGCCUUUAGUAAUUAUUUUGGAAUAAAUGUAAAAAUGUGUAAAAACACUAACUUGCA
Molecule: messenger RNA, 5821 nt
Organism: Ctenopharyngodon idella (grass carp)
Lineage: Eukaryota; Metazoa; Chordata; Actinopteri; Cypriniformes; Xenocyprididae
Product: carbohydrate sulfotransferase 8
Exons: 4
Coding region: 1661-2956 (431 amino acids)
Biological process (GO): carbohydrate biosynthetic process; proteoglycan biosynthetic process
Cellular component (GO): membrane
Molecular function (GO): sulfotransferase activity
Source: RefSeq, a predicted model, not a curated record